Polistes dominula (European paper wasp) is the source of this 3627-nucleotide messenger RNA. It is a transcript of the gene Cph, whose product is annotated as BCL11 transcription factor chronophage. NCBI's taxonomy places the organism in Eukaryota, Metazoa, Arthropoda, Insecta, Hymenoptera, Vespidae. Gene Ontology annotation, molecular function: RNA polymerase II cis-regulatory region sequence-specific DNA binding; DNA-binding transcription factor activity. The record is from RefSeq and is a predicted model, not a curated record. Gene Ontology annotation, biological process: regulation of transcription by RNA polymerase II. Gene Ontology annotation, cellular component: nucleus.
UUCUUUUUUUUUUUGUUAAUCAUCUCUUAUCGUCCUCGCGAAAAAAAAGUGAGGAGGAGAGAGGAUCAGCAGAAAGAGAGGAAAGGACCAACAACUAACAUCAAUUCCUCUUCUUCUUCCUCCUUGGCGUUGUCCAAUCCGUUCAUUCGUACGUUCGUACGUUCGUUCGUUGGUACGUCUGUCCCUUCUCGGUCCCUUCACUGAGGAAACCACCUUGGAAGUGCAACACGGAUCCGAACGAGGAACGACCACGUCGGCACCAUGAGGAUCAAAAUGCCCGCGGUCAGGAUCGCGCAAGCGGAAACUUCGCAAAGUAGUACGUCCCCAGACACCGUCCAAUGCGGAGGUUGCAGGGCGUCCUAUCCCCUUGGCGAGAUAGUUCGUUUCAUCGAGCACAAGGUCAACCACUGUCGCAGUACUCUCCAAGGGUGUCACAGUCCUCCGGCUACUGCAGCACCAGAGGACUCGGAUCCCGAGGAUGCUCUUGCCCUUAAAACUACCGAUCAAGAUUCAAAACUUAAUUCGGUACCAAGUAUUUCCGCGCCGAUCAACAAAAGGGGUGGUAGACUUGAAAGUCCACCAACGCCUCAGGGUACAGCACCGGAUACCGGAAGUCCGAUCGAGCUUAGAGCUAGUGCAAGUUCGACGCCGAAAAGACGAACGGAGGAUAUCGACGAUGACAAGGAAGAACUUCCUAAGAAGCAAAAAACCGAGUCUGUCGAUGCUGACACCAAUACCGUCAAUUCCGAACCAAGAUGGCUGCAAUGUUCGCAAUGUUCAAGACGAAUGUCGUCUGCGUGGGAGUUACUUCAGCACGCGCAAAGCGUCCACGGUGCCCGUUUAUAUAGUUCGUCCUCACCGUCGACGAAUUCCUCGUCAAAUACACCAGCACCUAGUCCACCCACGCCCACGCCAACGCACGCGCAUCACCUAAGUCCGCCGAAUCACUUGAAUUUAAGCGGCAAGUCGACCGGAAGUUCAUCCGCAGCCAACAGUUCAGCCGGAACGAACACGAGCGGUAGCAGUGGAAGUCGUCAGCAACUACAAACGUCAGCAGCCUCGUUGGUUGGUGACCCAUUACACAGUUUCUUAAGGCUACCCCAACAUUUGGAGAGAAGUUUUCCACCGAUGUUCAGGCCAGAUUUCUUAGCGUUAAACCCAUUGGCCAGUUACAGAGGUCUACAAGAAUUACAGACAGCAACGAGAAAUUUACAAAACCUAGGUGAUCCGUUACGUGGUAUGGACGGUUUAAAUUUAGGUGAUCCACUCGUUCGUAGCUCGUUGGAUUCUUUAAACAAUGCAAGAAAUUUAGCAAAUUUAGCCGAAUUAUCUCACGGUCGUGCAUUAAGUGCACAGGCACAUCCACCACCUUUAGAAGCCAACCUGGAUUUUUACUCGGCGCGCCUAAGGAGCCUCGCUAAUCCGUCCUUAGGCGCGGCUCCACCAAACAGCGGAAAUCCCAAUCCCAGCAACUCGAAUCCUGCACCACCAAGCGUUACCAGCGUUGUACCAGUACCAUCAACAUUACAAACUCAACAACAGCAACAACAACAACAAUCUCAACAAAGACCACCUUCUCGUGUACAACCGGUAGUAGAACCACCGAGUCCAGCUACUAACAAUCCGGCUAAUCUAACGCAUAGUAAUCAUCAGAAAGAAAAUUCGCCACCUUGUUACAGUCAAAGUCCUGUUGGACAUCACAAUAAUAAUAAUUCGACGGAUAGUGAAAAAACUAGUCCACCAGUAGCCUCUACUCCUAUCAUUGCUGAUUCCGGUUCGGAGACAAUUUAUGCUUGCGAGGUUUGCGACAAGAAAUUUCGAUUUCAAUCGAACUUGAUCGUUCAUCGACGUAGUCAUAGAGAAAAGGAAAGACAAUAUCAGCAAGAUGGUGGUACCCAGGAUGGACAGACAGGUCAACAAAAUACAAGGUGUGAAGUAUGCGAAUUAGAAUUGUCGAACUUUGCCGAAUUAAGGAAACAUAUGAGGAAGGAGCAUCAAGAUACAUUGAACGCCGCUGCUAGUCCUCAAGGAAGCGUUGAGACGGUCCCGGACGAUGGAUCGAGUUGCGACGAAAAUAUGGAUUUGGACGAGGUCGAGGAAAACGAUCAGAAAGCUGAAAGAGAGGACAUCGAGGAGAAUACACCAGAGGAUCUAAGUACGACGCAGGGUCAGAGUGGUGAAGAGAGUAGCGGUAGGAUCGAUCAAAAACCUGACAGUCUGGUCGGUGAUCUCAUGGAAAAAUUUGGUUUGAGUAACAUAGCGCAAUACUCAGAAGCUUACAGGCAAGCACUUCAAGAAAAUCAUCGAGGUGGUUUCAUCAAAACCGAAUCUUCAUCGAAUUUAGCCAAUUCUUUGAACAAUAACAAAGAAAAGGACAGUGCAUUAUCACCAACGAACUUUAAUUCAUCUACGACAGCUAACAUUUUUUCGGGACAAGGUUUUCCAAGAUCGUCCGGGCCAGAUUUCGGUGGUCUUUGGUUACCUAGUCCACAUUAUUUGGAAAACAACGAAUUUCGGAAAGCUUCGAAGGCAACCACAUCUAGUUUGGCGCUUCAAGGCUUACCAAGUCCACUAUUGAAAAAAGAAAGAAGUGGUAGAAACGAUACUUGCGAAUAUUGCGGCAAGGUAUUUAAGAACUGUUCGAAUUUGACGGUUCACAGACGAUCGCACACUGGUGAAAAACCGUACAAGUGCGAGCUUUGUUCCUACGCUUGUGCACAAAGUUCUAAAUUAACUAGGCAUAUGAAGACACAUGGUAGACACGGCAAGGACACUUACAAGUGUCGUUUCUGCGAGAUGCCAUUUUCUGUACCGAGUACACUCGAGAAACAUAUGAGGAAAUGCGUGGUGGUAGUACAACAGGGUCCUAAACUUGGCAUGCCAUAUCCAGGUAGUCAGGAUGAGGAUUCUUCAUUAAGCACAAAGGAUACUUGAUCCUGGAAUGGAAGUUUACCGCCCAUUCCGCCAUUGUGGCCACAUAGGCCACCUUACCCGGUUUAUUGAAGGGUGUGAUUCUUCCAUUAGGUCGAUGCCAUGGCCUUGAAAGUCUACCAAAAUGCAAAAAUAAAAAGAGAGAGGUUGAAGUCCUCCUCCUCCUUGGUACAAAGUCCUGUUUAAAUGAGUUCAUCUAAAUGUUGAUAAAUUAUCAACUAAAGAUCGUAAAGGAUGCCCUUUUCCUGUAUCAUCGAAAGAAUCGAUUACAGGAUCGGUUAACUUGGCUCCAGGAGCCUGGAAAUGGCUCGCAGGACUAUGAAGAAGAAAGAUGGAUUAUAAAGAAGAAAGAAGAUAAAUCUAUACGUGAAAUACACGUAGUUUCAACAUGGAACAAGAAGAAGAAGAAGAAGGAAAAGAAGAUUAUAUCCUCACUCGUAUACCUUUUAAAGAUCGUUCGUGAUCUUUUUGAUAAAAGAAUCGAGUUAGGUUGGUCCAAAAAAUAAAUAAGAAGACAUGGAGAAUUUGUUCUCUGUUACUUCUCGUUUGAUUUUGUUAAUUAACAAAUGAGAGAAGAUUAAAUAAAAAAAAAAGAAAUAUAUUAAGCGAACGAAUGGUUACCACUUUGCGAGUCUCAGCACAGCUAUAUUCAAAAUGAUAUCGCUAUAAAUACUUAUAAAUAAACGACGCUAUAAA